Molecule: messenger RNA, 804 nt
Organism: Rotaria sp. Silwood1
Lineage: Eukaryota; Metazoa; Rotifera; Eurotatoria; Philodinida; Philodinidae
Source: the annotation of a GenBank genome assembly
AUGCCAUUAAGAGUACGAAAUCUAUUGGAAGAAGUGGGUGAUGAACUCAUUCUUAAAAUUCAACUUGGUCGAACACCUGUUCAAGAUUUUCCUCUUAAAAUACUUGACUUUUUAAGUCAUUCAAAAUUUACCAAUAAACAACUUGAACUUGGUUAUGAUGAAAUCUAUCACAACUAUUUACUCAUUACUAUUCAGAAUAGUCGUGAAUCUCAAGUACUACAACAUAUACUAGGAAAUGCUAGACAAAAUAAAAUUCCUAGCACUAUUCUUAAACUUGAGAAAGCACAACGUAUUGCUCUUAAAUAUCCAUCUAUACCAGACGAAUUGAUUGAUAUAUAUGAUAUUCCUUUAACACCAAAUAAACCAUUAACACUCAAUCGUUUAAUUUCUGUAGCAUCGAAUGUUGACAAAAAUUUUUUCAAAUAUGAUGCUGGUGAAAAUAAUAUGUGUCAAACAUUUGUCGAAAAUAUUAUUGAUAUCAAUGGUUUGAUGUCUAACAUUGUGGAUGAAGCAACAUUGAAUGCUCUCAAACCAAUUGAUGCCAAAGCAUUAAUUUCUUCGCUAGGUAGUCGAUCUAAUAUUGUUAAGAUAGCGACUGAUUUAGGUGCCAAAUUCGACAAAUUAGUAUUUGAUCGUAAGAUCAAAUGGAAAAAAUCGCAACCAAAAGACUUUGCUCUAAUGCGUAGUACCAAUGCCACUGAUUCGGAAAGUACCGACGCUAUAUACAAUACGAUUCUUCAGCUUGAAAAAAAUAGCAAUGACACAACAUGGACAUUUGGUUAUGAACAUGUACCAGUUCGUUGA